ACGGCGGUGGGUGGUGCUGUUACUUAUCAGAGACUGUAUUAACUGGUGACGGGAUACUCUUGAGUUACUCUCCGUGUUAGAUACGCCCUGGCAUUCUGAUUGCAUUAAAAUAAAAUCAUUAUACUGCGAUGACGGGCAAGAGCAUGUGAUCAGACACUGAGUCACGAGUUGGUGCGACCAGUCUGAAGCGUUAAUGUAUGGUUAUAUAUAACUUUCCGUGAGCAGAGGCUUGCUGAAGAUGAGGCUGGAGAGAGCGACGGACAGUAGACAGUAAUCCUAUCAUUGAUACCACUGGUGAUCCUACUGUUGUUGCUGCUGCUACUGUUGCUGUGGCUGGUGUCAUCAGCAUUCCGACCAUGUCUUCUGCAGUCUGGUAAGCCGUACCACCGUCAGGAGCGGUGGUGGUCAUCGGUGAGGAGUGGAGCAUGUGGGCGUGGGCGUGAGGAUGUGCGCCUGCCUGUGGGUAGGGGUGGUGGAGGCGGCGCAGUACCUCCUAUGGGAGGCGGCGACGCUGGUGCGCCCCCCGGCGCAUGUGGUGCUGGUGGGUCUCGACUCUUCCGGGAAGACAACAGCGCUCUUCCGCCUACGCUAUGGACAGUACGUGAACGCCGUGCCUACGGUGGGCUUCAACACGGAAAAGGUACGUGCUGGCGGCGGUCACUGGCUAGUGUGGGAUGUCGGGGGCGCGGAGAGGGUUAGACCCUUGUGGCGCUCCUACACCCGAGCCACCGACGCUCUCAUCUUCGUUGUGGACUCCAGCACCUGCGAGGAACGCCUCGAGGAGAACCGUGUGGAGCUGCAGCGACUGACGAAGCAGCAGACAGCGCAGUGCGUGGCGCUUAACAGGCCACGUCCACCGCUACUAGUUCUGGCCAACAAGCAGGACCUGCCUGGUGCCAGGGAGCCACAACACCUCGCUAAGGCAAUGGGUCUGCCCGAACUGCCUGACUCUCAGCCCUGGGUGGUGGCUCCAGCCUGUGCUGUCACUGGAGAAGGCCUCGACGAGGCAAUGACUAUGUUACACCAGCUCCUGAAGAAGAGCAGACACACCAGCAGGUGCUAACUCCACUCAUAUACACGAGGCUAUAAUACUAAGGACACUAUGUGAUCCUUUAUUUUCUCUAAUGGAGUGGUAGCCUAAUACCCGCAUCAGAAGGCAUGUUUCCCGUCGAACAAAACACUACCACCCCUCCUUACCCCGGGGGCUGUCGAAGCACUCUUUCCAUCUACGACAUCUGAGGAAGCUUCCGGCCCAGGGAAAAGGCUUCUCCAUCUUUCACCCUCCAAGGCUAUUUUCCUUCUCCGUGAACACCGCAUAUGCACAGCUUUGAACUCGUGUCAGCUGCCCUAACUAAUUUUGAAGUGUGACAGCUCCUACAGUUGCUGCGUGGGGCCCCGUCAAAUCUGAUGUCCUUUAACUCCAGCACCUGUUACUCGGGAUACCUUCCUUAACACAGCGUUGCAUUAACUCCUGCUACUGAGUCAGCCUCAGGUGCUCAUCAACUGACACCAUCUCUCUUUCUCCAUCAACUCCAAAAGCUAAUUACCCUUACAAAAGCAAAGUGUGAAGUUCUGGGACUCACUGUGUUCUGAAGAUCAGUGACCUCUAGCCUCCACGCGACCUCUCGCCUCCAGGUGACCUCUCGCCUCCCGGUGACCACACGACAGCUGGAGACCUUGAGGACUCUUUAAGUGCUCGCUGCGUUGUAUACCCAUAACAGCCUAGUGCUUGUUUUCAGAUAUAGUAAUAAUUUAAAUAUUCGUCUUAUCAAGCUACUUCAUGGAAAGCCUCGUUCCUUAGUCAGUCGCCGUCAGCGUUAAAGAUCCCUCUGGCGUGAGGGAUAGGAACAGAUGGGACUUGGCUUCAUCGCGUUGCUGUGGGGAGUGUAUAGGAAAAAAUCUGGCGCCUGAUAAUGUGUGUAGUGGAUUCUAUAAGACCAAUUUGCGUUAAUUGGCGAUGUAGAGGCUAGUUAAGGGUCACUACUGUAAGUGCAGGCAAGUGGCCAGCGUCUCAGUGUCGCCAUAUGUAUAAGAGGUGAGAGGGUAGCACAGUAAUUCACAUUCAUUAUUACUCAGAGUUGCUGGUGAGUGGGUAGCACCACCAGUCAGAGCCACUCACCGUUGCUGGUAAGUGGGGAGCACCACUAACAGUUGCUGGUUCGCUAACUGUAUGUUCGCAAGGAAAAUGAACGCGUUGACUCAGAGGGAGAGACGGUCUCAUUUCCCAAGGUUGAUGUGCGUGAGCGGGAGAAGAGGAAAUGAGCAAUUACAUCAGCACCUUGUUUAGACGACCUGCGACACCACCAGGACCCCCAUGGGACACCGCCAGGACCCCCAUGGGACACCGCCAGGACCCCCAUGGGACACCGCCAGGACCCCCAUGGGACACCGCCAGGACCCCUGGUGUCACCAUCAUGACCUCCCCCAACGAUCUGCCUGCUGACACCGCCAGGUCCUCGGUGAUCAACGUCGAAGUUCAUCUUGUUGCAACACUCGUGAAGUGCAGAAAUUAAUGCAGUCAUUGCUAACACAUUGUGCAUUUAAUUACAGGAAUAUUUUUAUGCAACAGCAACAACUAGUGUCUUUAAAGCGUGCGUUAGCAAGCAUGUACCGUAGAGAAUAUUUAGUUUGUGGACGUUACUCUUUGUUAAGGUAAAGUUCCAAUUUUGGAAACAAGUUACCUUAUUUAAAUGAUAAUACCAGCAAAAGUAAAAAAAAACGACAUGCAGCGCCAGGAAACGUUUCGCCCACCAGGGACUUGAUUAGACCAAUCCAGGUAGGCGAAACGUAUCCAAUGAUAUUACUUGACGCUGCAUAUCUGACACUCACACACUUAGAAGCAAAGUUAGAUCACCUGAAGUUUCGCCCGCCUCACUGGAGAGACAAUAGCGUAUUAUAGCUAUUAAAAUUCUUAGAUAAAUUUAUACUACUUCAAUUUUAGCAAUUCUAUGCAAGGUUGCCAUGUUUUGGUAAAAAAUGGGAUAUUAAAUUUCAUUAUUUUCCUAGAGGUAAGGGUGACUCUUGAGAUGACCCUGAAAAGCCUUUGCUGAAGAGUUCUAAGACCUGCGAAAAGGCGUUCCUAGGAAGGUCUUUGAAAAUGUUACAAUAAUGCCUUAGUAAAGGUGUUAUCAAGGUCUUUGUAAGGCAUUGUAGGGAAAUUUAAAAAAUACGGCAAGCACUAGGAUAUUCUGUUAGUAACCGUCUCGGUCUGGGACCAUAGUCACAUUGUACUGGGAUUUUGUUCGAUAUUUUACUGGAACCGUUUCGGCCUUUUGACUGAAAACGUUUCGAAUGAAAUAUCCUAGUGUUUACAUUUUGUGAUUCCAGCAACAUGUGGGUAGCUCAGAGCAUGUUUUUACCACUGUAAGGAAGGUCUCUGAAAAGGCGUUAUAGAUAAAAGGUACAACAUAAAGGGAGUCUUUAUAGAAUAUUAUCAGUGAGGUCUUGGAAUGGUGUUACACUCUAGUGUGUUCUCGGGAAUGAAACUGAGAUUAGGUUUAACUAUGCAAUAUUUCCCCGCGUGUUGGUAACCGGAUGUUGUACAGUAACUAAAUGGUUAUAACUGACCAUAAUUUUUAAAGGGGUGGACCAGUAAGCCAGCGGAAGGCCUCGGUCAGAUGACCAAAAGCUCCAACGGCGGGUCAUCAUCUGACUAAGACCCGGUCAGGAAACACUUGUCCUGUUUUCUGACGAACCUAACCUAAUCUUACCUAACCGGACGUUGUGUUCGAUUACGAAGCUUUAAAGUUUUUAGAAUUAUGUAAGGAACGUAUUCAGCUGAUUGUGUGUGUGUGUGUGUGUGUGUGUGUGUGUGUGUGUGUGUGUGUGUGUGUGUGUGUGUGUGUGUGUGUGUGUGUGUGUGUGUAUGCGUGUGUGCGUGUGUGCGUGUGUGCAUAGCAGGUCUUAAUGGCAGACUAUAGAUGCCUAUAGUUACUAUGCAUUAAGGUUGAAUUUUCUAUUAUUAUUGAUCAAAUGAAUAACACUGAAUUAUUCUUGCACUGUUAUGGCUCACCAUUACACUGCUUUCUUUAUUUAUAAUAAACACACACACACACACACACACACACAC
Molecule: messenger RNA, 4069 nt
Organism: Cherax quadricarinatus
Lineage: Eukaryota; Metazoa; Arthropoda; Malacostraca; Decapoda; Parastacidae
Product: ADP-ribosylation factor-like protein 4C
Biological process (GO): intracellular protein transport; vesicle-mediated transport
Cellular component (GO): plasma membrane; cytoplasm
Molecular function (GO): GTP binding; GTPase activity
Source: RefSeq, a predicted model, not a curated record